AUGCCUAAGGAUAACUUGAUCUUCAAGUUAGAUAAUUUGGAAUAUCAGUACAAUUACUUGAAUGGAACUUUAGAAAAUUUUCAACCUCGGUUGAAUGGUACUUCAAAAGCAUAUAAUGCCAAAGGUAAGAAAAGUUCUAAGAGAAUAUCGAAAUUACUUGAAGAGAUUAAGAUAGGAGAGGUUGAAAAACAACUCAAUGAACUGUGUACCGAUAUUUUCCAAAAGAAGACUUUCCACUUAGAUGGUAAAUUACGACAAUUUAUUGAGAAGCAAUUGAGUCAAUAUAAACCUUCGAAGAAAUCGAAGAACGAUUUUACACCUGUGAUUAAGGAUAUAAGGGAAAAAUAUGGGUUAGAAAAAUUUUCAGAGCUGAUUAGCAAAUCCAAAGUGAUAAAACUUUCGUUAUCCAAGAUAAACCCCACAAGGGAACCGCCCAAAUGGUUUACCGAGCAUGAAUUUUGGAAAAUUCAUAACGAUAAGAACAAUGAAUACAAUCCAAGUAAAAUAUGGAAUGAAGUUGUGAUGAAGACUGAAGGAUGUAAUCAAUUGCUGAGCUCAUUGAUGAAUAACAACAAAUGCAAAGAACUGAUUGCAGGCUUUAAUUCAGGUAUGGAUGUGUUUUUAAAUAUCAAUAAAGGUAAGAAGGACAAGAGUAAAGAAGAUAAAGUUUCCCAGAGUGAGAAAGAGACUCAGAAGACUCAGAAGGAAGGAGAUAAUCAAGAAAGUCCAGAUGAAAAGGAAGAACAAGAUGACGAUGGCGAUGAAUCUGAUGAAAGUUCGGAGAGUCAACUACAGGAUGAAGGUGAAAACGGAGAGCUAGAUGAAGAAGUUCUCAAACAAUAUGAUGAUAUGUUGGCAGCAUCUGAUGAGGAAGAUAAUGAAGGUCUCCAAUUGGAUCCUAAUAUUAACUACAACGAAGUGACUGAUGAAGAACCAAGUGAUGAUGAGAAAGAGAGCGAAGACGAGGACGAGGACGAGAAUGAAGAUGAAGAUGAAGAUGACGGAGAGCCAGAGACUAAGAAACCAAAAUAUCAAUUACCUGAGCUAAUGGGAGGUUAUUACAGUGGUGGAGAUUCUAGUGAUGAUGAUUUGAAGAAUGACAGAAUUGCACAAGAACAAAUGUCAAACAAAGGUCAGAGAAAGAAUAGACGUGGUCAAAGAGCAAGAAGAAAAAUUUGGGAACAGAAAUUUGGUGAGAAGGCAAAUCAUGUCGUUAAAGAACGUAAUGUAUAUUUUGAAAAGAAGAGAAAGAAACAACAGGAAUUCGAAGAAAGAGAAGCAAAGCGUGCCGCCAAGGCAGCUAAGGCUUCUGAAUUUGAGAAGAAGGCUUCUCAAGAAUAUGAAAAGGGAGCAGCACGUAAAACUGAGUCCAAACCUAAAAAUGAGACUCCUGCUGCUGAACAUCCCUCAUGGAUUGCUAAACGUGAAGCAGAGGCUAAAUUGAAAAACGCCAAAUUUGAAGGUAAAAAAGUUGUUUUUGACUGA
Messenger RNA from Zygosaccharomyces rouxii, 1485 nucleotides. It is a transcript of the gene BUD22, whose product is annotated as Bud22p. Bases 1 to 1485 code for a protein of 494 amino acids. The transcript has a single exon. The record is from RefSeq and is a predicted model, not a curated record. Gene Ontology annotation, biological process: maturation of SSU-rRNA. Gene Ontology annotation, cellular component: nucleus; 90S preribosome. NCBI's taxonomy places the organism in Eukaryota, Fungi, Ascomycota, Saccharomycetes, Saccharomycetales, Saccharomycetaceae.